Pteronotus mesoamericanus is the source of this 1877-nucleotide messenger RNA. It is a transcript of the gene SERINC2, whose product is annotated as serine incorporator 2. Bases 94 to 1446 code for a protein of 450 amino acids. The record is from RefSeq and is a predicted model, not a curated record. Lineage: Eukaryota; Metazoa; Chordata; Mammalia; Chiroptera; Mormoopidae. Gene Ontology annotation, cellular component: membrane. The transcript has 10 exons.
GGGGCGGGGCGAGGCCAGGGCUCCGAAAGCCCGACCGGAUCCCGCGGCCGGCGCCCCUCUACCGCACCCCGCUCCCGCGCCGCCGCCGCCGUCAUGGGGGCCUGCCUGGGCGCCUGCUCCCUGCUCAGCUGCGCGUCCUGCCUCUGCGGCUCUGCCCCUUGCAUCCUGUGUGGCUGCUGCCCCUCCAGCCGCAACUCCACCAUCAGCCGCCUCAUCUUCACCUUCUUCCUCUUCCUGGGGGUGCUGGUGUCCGUCAUCAUGCUGAGCCCCGGUGUGGAGAGUCAGCUCCACAAGCUGCCCUGGGCGUGUGAGCAGGGGUCCGGGACUCCCAUCGUCCAGCUGAGCCACAUUGACUGUAGCUCCCUGCUCGGUUACCGAGCUGUCUACCGCAUGUGCUUCGCCACAGCCGCCUUUUUCUUCCUCUUCAUGCUGCUCAUGAUGUGCGUGCGUAGCAGCCAGGACCCCAGGGCUGCCGUCCAGAACGGGUUUUGGUUCUUUAAGUUCCUGAUCUUUGUGGGCAUCACCGUGGGCGCCUUCUACAUCCCCGACGACUCCUUCUCCGACAUCUGGUUCUACUUUGGCGUCGUGGGCUCCUUCAUCUUCAUCCUCAUCCAGCUGGUGCUGCUCAUCGACUUUGCGCACUCCUGGAACCAGCAGUGGCUGGGCAAGGCCGAGGAAUGUGACUCCCGUGCGUGGUACGCAGGCCUCUUCUGCUUCACCCUCCUCUUCUACUCGCUGUCUAUUGCGGCCGUGACCCUGCUCUUCAUUUACUACACCCAGCCCGGUGCCUGCUCCGAGGGCAAGGUCUUCAUCAGCCUCAACCUCACUCUCUGUGUCUGCAUCUCCAUCAUCUCCGUCCUGCCCAAGGUCCAGGACGCCCAGCCCAACUCGGGUCUGCUGCAGGCCUCCGUUGUCACGCUCUACACCAUGUUCGUCACCUGGUUGGCGCUGUCCAAUGUCCCUGACCAGAAAUGCAACCCCCACUUUGACAACGGGACGAUCCUGACAGGCCCUGAGGGCUAUGUGACCCAGUGGUGGGAUGCGCCGAGCAUCGUGGGUCUCAUCGUCUUCAUCCUGUGCACCUUAUUCAUCAGCGUUCGCGCCUCGGACCACCGGCAGGUGAACAGCCUGAUGCGGACUGAGGAGUGCCCGCCCGCCGUGGAGGUCAUGCAGCAGCAGGAGCAGCAGCAGGUGGUGGGCCGGGCCUUUGACAAUGAGCAGGACGGCGUUGCCUACAGCUACUCCUUCUUCCACUUCUGCCUGGUGCUCGCCUCCCUGCACAUCAUGAUGACGCUCACCAACUGGUACAGGCCUGGGGAGACCCAGAGGAUGAUCAGCACCUGGACUGCCGUGUGGGUGAAGAUCUGCGCCAGCUGGGCCGGGCUCUUCCUCUACCUGUGGACCCUGGUAGCGCCGCUCCUCCUGCCCAACCGCGACUUCAGCUGAGGCAGCCCGCUGCAGCCUGCCCGCCUGGUGCCGCGGGGCUCAGUGACAGUGAGCUAGGCUGCCCCUGCCCCGCCUCCAGCACUUGCCCUUCAGCUGGGCGCCUUAUUCUUAGUGCCUUCAGGGAUGAGGAGCAUCAGGCCCAUGCCUGAGCCCUACCCUCUGCUGCCCCUGAACCUCAGGGCUUCCUCUUCCUUCCCCUUGUCCCUGGUCACCUAUGCUCCCCUUCUUGGGGGAAAAAGGGCCCCUCGUUCCCAGGCUCCCCAGGAGAGGGACCAGAAGGAGAGAAAUGCUCAGGGCCGCUCACGGGAGCACUCACUACGAUGGGCUGCCCAGCACUGAGGCACUGGUAUCCUGACCACGUCCCCAGGGCGCCCCUUACCUUCCUAGAGUCCGUGCCUUACAGAGUCUCUAAGACUUUGCCCAAUAAAGAA